CUUAUGAUGCCUCCUCCAUUUUUCCAAGUAAAAGAUCAAGUGAUGAGGCUUCUUUCACAGAGAAUUCUUUGACUAGUGACUCCCAGAGAACAAAACUAUCUGGUUACUCCCAGGAGGUUAAUGAUCACAAUAUAGUCUUAAAGGAGACCAAAGAUGCAUCUUACGGUGGAGAAAAAGAAAUGUUGGCGUCUCACUUUGCAAUUAAGGAGCAAGCCCUUCUCAAUCCAGGAUUAAACACAUCACAGGAAGGAGUAAUUUUUAAACAAGCAAGAGAAGAUCAAAGAGAAUAUCCCAAUAAUUUAAUUGAUUUUCUGGUUCCAUCCACUGCGAAGAUGUCUGAAAAUGUAGACCGUUUGUUGCAAAAAGGAAGAGAGGAUGAAACGACAUCAUCUGCAUUUAACGAUCUCUCAACACCACCUCCAGCAGUAGAUGUGUGCCCCCAUGAUGUUCUUUACAUCUCUGAUCUGGUGUCUUUCUCUUCCCGAUUCUGUGGCUCAAAUUCCAGACUUAACAAAACACUAGUGUUCGGUUCUCCUGUGGAAAUGAUUGAGGUCAUUAUGGAGUUGAUCACCACUACUGAUCGUGGCAGAGGUUUUGCGAUGCUCUUCUCCUACCAAAAUGACACUGUGGUGACUGCGUUGGGUAUGAACAGCAUAAUUGGUGAAGAAAGUGUGAUCCUACUGGCUGUCAUUGCUGCUAUGAUCUCAUUUGCUUUGGUACUAAUGCUAGUACUCUGCCUGUCCUACAGGCAGAAGAUAUGUCCCAAGAGAGCACAAGAACCUGACCUAGUAACACAACAUCCAGUAAGUAAUCAUUUUAUUUAUUUUCAGACUCCCUUCUACACCUCUCUAUCUCACAUCAAAGUACUCAUGAUGUUCAUGAUUGCAAAUGAAACAGGAAACAAUUCAAAGCCUUUGGAUCUUUUGUAA
Messenger RNA from Bombina bombina (fire-bellied toad), 929 nucleotides. RefSeq lists its product as uncharacterized. Bases 180 to 929 code for a protein of 249 amino acids. The transcript is spliced from 2 exons. Lineage: Eukaryota; Metazoa; Chordata; Amphibia; Anura; Bombinatoridae. The record is from RefSeq and is a predicted model, not a curated record.